This is a messenger RNA of Nematostella vectensis (starlet sea anemone), 2173 nucleotides long. RefSeq names its product synaptotagmin-7. The record is from RefSeq and is a predicted model, not a curated record. Gene Ontology annotation, biological process: calcium-ion regulated exocytosis; regulation of dopamine secretion; regulation of calcium ion-dependent exocytosis. Bases 605 to 1891 code for a protein of 428 amino acids. Gene Ontology annotation, molecular function: calcium ion binding; SNARE binding; phosphatidylserine binding. NCBI's taxonomy places the organism in Eukaryota, Metazoa, Cnidaria, Anthozoa, Actiniaria, Edwardsiidae. The transcript is spliced from 5 exons.
AUGCAUAGCGAAAACAAGUAGAGCCCCCCUACCAUCCCAGCGCUGCAAGACUGUCAUCAUCAUUGGUAACUUGAAACCUAUUCACUAAUCUGCUGAACUGAAACCUGAGCAGACUUCUCAACUGUCAAUUCGUCUGUCAGCGUUGUAAAAUCGUCUCUAUUUCUACUGGCUGGUUGGCUCUUAGGAAACAUUUGCACUCUUCGUCAAAUACAAGAGCGCUUGCUUUAAUUUUUUUCCGUUGGAUCUUUUGUGAAGACACGAAAAUGAAAGCAGCACACGCAAAUGGACAGAAAAGUUUAGGAAAUGGCAUGUUGUGAAGGCUAAAGUCAAGAAGACCAAGGCUCGUGGUUCAGUGAAAAUUGUGGGUCGGUCAGUUGAAAACUACUAAAGAUUUAUGACAACAGGCGGGAAAAAUUCAAAUUUAACGGUUAUACAAUUUGUAUGUAAAAUCACUUACAGCGCAACUCAGGCAACUAAAUGGCAAAAUGUGUUUUUCUGUUAAAGAAGAGAUUCUAAUGGAAUAUUGAGAUGUAUCCUCCGUCAUCGCUAGUUUGAAAUCGAAAGUUAGCAGGACAUAAACAAACACUAUCUGAAAGCACAAACAAUGGAAAAUUCGGUUAUUCAUUACGUCGAGAUUGCGGUCUCGGUGGCUGCGCUUUUGUUCUUCAUUCUUCUCGCGAUCUUAUGCUUGUUAUAUAUUCGCAAGCAUUACCAAGAGCGCAAACGUCCAAAACUCCUGAAACGACCCUCACAGUACCGAUACAUAUCCCCGAACGAGCCACCAGAGUUUAUCAUCCCUCCGUAUAGCGGAGGACUACUCGAUGAAGAAGCUUUCGAGGAGAAGGAAGACGAUAACGCUUCUCACACAUCAGAAAGAGACAAACUCUCCGUGACUGGGACAACACAAGUACAGCCACAAUUAGGACGAUCGAUGAGCGCUGAGGCGGCCUCGGGGGAACGGACUCCUCCCGGAUCGAGGCCUCAGUAUAGGCGUGCUUUAUCAAGUCAGGGGGGUUCAUUGGCGCCUAGGAAGAAUUCUGCUUCCAGAAGAAACUCUAUUGCGCCGUAUGGGAAAAUGCAAGUUUCUCUGCACUUUGUGUCGAACAAAAGUUUACUUGUAAUUCAGAUCAAUGGAACAUACGAUCUCCCCCAACUACGUACAACCGGGGUCUCAACGCCGUACGUCAGAGUUCAUCUGUUGCCAGGCAACGGCAGCAAAGAUCAGCGAACGAACUUUAUGAACCUGGCGUCUAAUCGGAUCUGCGCAUUCGACCGCAUUACUUUGGAGGAAGCGAAGAAAGCUACCCUCAAGUUUGUUAUUUUGGACUACGACAAGUUUUCGCGCAGCGAAUUCGUGGCUGAUAUCAUGAUGCCGUUAGCAGAUAUAGACCUUGAGCAAGGAGAGACUCUAACGAGGCACCUUAACUCGCAAUCCCGACCGGAAACGGAUGAAGAGCACGGCACCCUAUUGGUGGCCUUGUGUCAGGACCCCCCUGCAGGUCAUUUGGGCGUACAAAUCGUUAAAGCAGAAGGAUUACCAGCCCCUCCCAGGCUAUCAGAACCUUCUUCUUCGGCAUUAGGUUUUCAAGUCAAAGUGCUUUACUAUGUACAAAACAAACUCGUCGAUAAGAAAAAGACGAAAGUCGCGAAAGGCUCCACCAACCCUGUCUUUAACGAACACUUCGUCUUCGAAAUGAAAGAAGAGGAAUUAAAAAACUCUAGCCUGCUUUGUGAGGUAUACCAGAGCGACUCCAAAUUACGAGUCGAGCGAAUAGGAGUGAUAAAUCUCGGAGUGGAAUCAUAUGGAACGGAAAUCAGACAUUGGAAUGAGAUGAUGCUUCAACCCACAAAACUUGUGGCGGAGUGGCACCACUUGCAUCCCGUAAAAUGAGGGAACCGGGACGAAAUGCUGGAAACUGGACACCCCAUCGAAGAACAGUUGACUAUUUGUCAUCUGAAGUCAACAUAAAAGUAAAUCACCAGACAUUUUACAAAAGCGAAAUAAUGUCCUACCAAAUCUAAUUUUGUUUGGAUGUUGAAAAAAAACGAAUACUUGUGCUAUAAUCAUUUAACCAGUCGUUUUUCGCGACCAAUUAACCUUUAUGUAAUAAAAGGAAAAUUAUAAUUUGCACCUCAUAGUUAAGAAUGACACAUAAUAAAAAUGUAAACGUGA